AUGAAGUUCCUUCAUAUUCUCAUGGUCGCCUCGCCCAUGAUCUCGCCUGCUCUUGCCAAGCUGGGCUGCUAUACCUCAGGCGAAGGGGUUUACGACUACGCCUUAGCGUAUAGUAGCAUUCCAAGCGUCUGCGACUACCUUAUAGAAUCUACUGGCAGCGCCUUCUUCAACGAUACCCACAAGACCCGCAGUGUAUGCCGCGACUACCCGCACGGCGCGUACCCCUACAAACACUACAAAGACGAGCAGUGGUUAUACGAGGUCAUACUAGACUCUGAGUCUGAUGGACAUGGGGUCGAGCUCCUGAAAUCAGACUGUGUGACGCAGCUCCGAGAGGCGCUUAACUGCCGUUGGGGCGGCUGGAAUAAGUGGGGCCCAUGGACGUUCCGUGCGGACAUAGAGCCGACACACUGUGAUACACUAUGGACAGAAGUUUUGGGGGGGAAACCGGUGGAAAAGAAGAAGCUGGCUGAAUAUAUGAAGAUGGAAGCCGAGAAUGAGAAGAAAGAUGAGAAAGAUGAAAAAGACGACGAAAGUAGACUUAGUAAGCUUGAAGAGAUCCGGAGGAUUCAUUUGUUAGUACUUCGGAAAUUAGCUGCAGUGAUGGAGCAGGACAGGGGCGACAAAAGCAGGGACGUCAAGGUUAAGGAUAACGGCCUUGAAAUAACGUGGUCGCUAUACAUGAGAAUAUUUUACAUAUUAACUAGAGAGAUCGAGAAGGAAGAGUUGAAAGGGAACUCUAGCCUACCACGGAACACCGUCUGA
Messenger RNA from Mytilinidion resinicola, 765 nucleotides. RefSeq lists its product as uncharacterized. The transcript has 2 exons. The coding region runs from base 1 to 765 and encodes 254 amino acids. The record is from RefSeq and is a predicted model, not a curated record. NCBI's taxonomy places the organism in Eukaryota, Fungi, Ascomycota, Dothideomycetes, Mytilinidiales, Mytilinidiaceae.